Messenger RNA from Triplophysa dalaica, 1374 nucleotides. RefSeq names its product 5-hydroxytryptamine (serotonin) receptor 3B (gene htr3b). Bases 1 to 1374 code for a protein of 457 amino acids. Gene Ontology annotation, cellular component: neuron projection; postsynaptic membrane; synapse. The transcript is spliced from 9 exons. The record is from RefSeq and is a predicted model, not a curated record. Gene Ontology annotation, molecular function: transmembrane signaling receptor activity; neurotransmitter receptor activity; extracellular ligand-gated monoatomic ion channel activity. NCBI's taxonomy places the organism in Eukaryota, Metazoa, Chordata, Actinopteri, Cypriniformes, Nemacheilidae. Gene Ontology annotation, biological process: regulation of membrane potential; chemical synaptic transmission; signal transduction.
AUGAAUCCUGUGCUAUUGCUGUCUUUGUUCCUGUCAGUUUUUCCUCAGGCUUUACAAGCUUCAGAAAAGCCAAAAAGAUCAGCUUUAAAUCAGCUCACCAGGUUAUUGCUUCGCAAAUAUGACUGUGGAGUUCGGCCUGUCCAGAACUGGACCGAUUCUACUACUGUCUACAUUGACCUUAUAAUCCAAUCUGUCCUUGAAGUGGAUGGGCAGACUCAGAAAGUUACCACCAGCCUUUGGUAUCGCCAAAUAUGGAACGAUGAGUUUCUUGUUUGGGAUCCUGAAGAGUUUGAUGGAAUUACUGAGAUAUCGCUCUCCUCAGACGCCAUCUGGGUGCCUGACAUCAUCAUAAGUGAAUCUGUGGAUGUUGGUAAAUCCCCGGUCAUUCCAUAUGUUUAUGUCAACUGCUCAGGAACAGUGAAAAACUACAAACCCGUCCAGGUGGUCUCAGCCUGUCACCUGGAGAUUUACGCCUUUCCUUUUGACAGGCAGAAUUGCACUUUGACCUUUCGCAGCUGGCUCCAUUCAGUGAAUGAAGUGGAUUUAGGUCUGUGGAGGUCAGCCGAAGAAAUCGCCAGAGACACCAGAGAGUAUAUGAAUGAUGGUGAAUGGGAGCUGCUGUCUGUCCCUUCACACUACUGGACUCUGAAUAUAGAGGAUAGAGACUACGCCCACAUUCAGUUUAAUGUGUUGAUUCGCAGGCGCCCCCUGCAGUACGUGGUAAGUCUGCUCCUCCCCAGUAUCUUCCUCAUGGUUGUGGAUGUCAUCAGCUUCUACCUACCACCCAACAGUGGGACUCGCAUCACUUUCAAGACCAGCAUUCUUCUGGGCUACACUGUGAUCAGAGUCAACCUAAUGGACGAAAUCCCUGCUACAGCCAUCAAAACCCCCCUCAUUGGGGUUUUCUUUGCUGUCUGUAUGGCACUGCUGGUGCUCAGUCUGGCAAAGUCCAUUUUCGUGGUAAAGCUUUUGCAUUACAGUGAGAGGGAUGUCAAGGGGAUGUCCAUAUCUGCAUGUUUACUCGACAAAUACGGCUCAACAGACCAAAGCUUUAUGGAGAGCACUUUCACUUCAUUGAAGACGCUGGAUGAUGUGGAUCAGUCAGGGGGCUAUGAGUUUGAUCUUUCUUCAGAGACAGAUCUGUUCUCCCUCACAGAUGUAACAGACAGUGACUCUCCACUGGAGAAAAUCCUGCAGGAGGUGGUGAAUCUCAAACUGUACCUUCAGGAGGAGGACAAUGAAUGCAUUGCACAUUCUUACUGGGUGGCGCUGUGCCUUAAAGUAGACAAGCUCCUCUUUAGAGUUUACUUUGUGCUUGUGCUUAUCUACUCUAUGACUCUGAUGCUGCUCUGGAGUGGAUGGAGCUCAGUGUGA